This is a messenger RNA of Abrus precatorius (Indian licorice), 1413 nucleotides long. RefSeq names its product aluminum-activated malate transporter 2-like. Gene Ontology annotation, cellular component: plant-type vacuole membrane. NCBI's taxonomy places the organism in Eukaryota, Viridiplantae, Streptophyta, Magnoliopsida, Fabales, Fabaceae. The record is from RefSeq and is a predicted model, not a curated record. The transcript is spliced from 6 exons. Gene Ontology annotation, biological process: malate transport. Bases 1 to 1413 code for a protein of 470 amino acids.
AUGGCUUCUGAAGCAAAUAAAAUCAAUGAUGGCAUAGUUGCUGCCAGUGUCACCAAGGGUUGGCAAGGGUUGAUGGCCUUGACUAGUGAAUUUAAUGCAAAGGUAUUGAAUGUGAUGUCACAACUAAAGAAACUAGGAAAAGAAGAUCCUAGAAGGGUCGUUCAUGCUUUGAAAGUAGCACUUGCUAUCUCCUUAGUUUCCACAUUUUACUAUAUAAAGCCUCUUUACAAUGGCUUUGGUUCAUCUGCAAUGUGGGCUGUUUUCACUGUCAUUGUUGUAUCCGAAUUCUCUGUAGGAGCAACGCUUGGAAAAGGUUUGAAUAGAGGUUUAGCAACAUUUUUGGCUGGAGCUCUGGGGCUUGGAUUUUAUUACAUGGUGCAUUCAAUUUCAGCGGGAAAUAUAGUAGCACCCAUACUUCUUGGAACCUUAAUUUUUCUAACAACUGCAGGAGUCACGUAUAUUCGAUUUUUUCCUCAAAUGAAGGCGAGAUAUGAUUACGGGUUGCUGGUGUUUAUUUUGACAUUCUGUAUGGUGUCUGUGUCAAGCUACAGAGACCGUGAGAUCCUAGACAUUGCACUGAAAAGGGUAACCACAAUCCUCUCAGGUGGUUUAAUUUCCAUUUUAGUCAGCAUUUUCGUGUACCCUAUAUGGGCCGGUGGUGAUCUUCACAAUCUACAAUCACAAAAUAUUGAAAAACUUGGGAACUUUUUGGAAGAUUUUGGAGAGGAAUAUUUCGGAGGUGGAGAAUCAAAUAAAUCAUUUAUGCAAGGGUAUAAAAGUGUUCUUAAUUCAAAACAAGUUGAAGAAAACUUGGCUAAUUUUGCAAGGUGGGAACCCUGCCAUGGUAGUUUUAGAUUUCGUCAUCCUUGGCAACAAUAUCUAAAGAUUGGAAACCUCUCAAGGCAAUGUGCCUAUCGUAUUGAUGCCCUAUGUGGCUUUCUUAACUCUACUAAGACACCAUUAGAAAUCAGAAGCAAAAUAGAAGAGCCAUGCAUCAAGAUGAGCACAGAAACAGGGAAGGCUUUAAAGGAAUUAGCAGUGGCAAUGCAUAAAAUGGUUCCACCAUCAGCUGCAGACCCUCACAUUGCCAAAUCCAAGAUUGCUGCCACAAACCUCAGGUCCAUCAUCAAAACAGGAUUAUGGGAAGACACCAAUCUCUUUGAGGUUAUUCCUGUUCUUACUGUGGCUUCUCUGUUGGUUGAUGUGGUUUCUUAUACUGAGAAACUAGAAGAGUCAAUACAAGAACUAUCCACCCUAGCAAAAUUUAAGAACAAGGACGAUAAAGAGGACCCAAAGCGUCCUCAUCAAGAGGAAGCUCCAAAACCAUGUUGUUGUGACAACAUUGGGCUUCAUCAUGUUAUUACAAUCAACCAACCUUCUGCAGUAAACUUGUCACAUAAUGGAAAUUCCUAA